UAAUACCUAAAUUAAGCUUUGAUUAUAGGGAUUGAAGAUAGAUGGAAAACCUAAAUUGACUGUAAUCGGGAAAUUGAACGUGAAUUUAGCUGAAAUCGCUUCGGAAAUGGUAGAAACCGUAAUCGUGAAAAAGUUUCCGAUCAAGUUAACCGUCGCCGGCGAAGAUAUAAACGCCGUCUUAUCCAUAAGCUUUCGAUUUGUGGAGAUCAGAAAUUCACAAGAUUCAUCAGUAACGGCUAGUCAAAAUCACACCAUGGCCGAUUCAUCAACAACGGAAGAAUAUCAAAUCGACUCGGAUGACUCAGUCAAUUUCAACUCAGAUGAAUCACCCAAGAAAGAAACCGAUCCAGAUCAAGUCAAAAGAGGCAGAUUCUUUUCAUGGAAGAGAAGACGAUUAAGCUUCUUCAUGGGAAGGAAGAAAGUUAAACCGUCAACCGCCGCCGUCGACGUCGACGUCGAACCCUUUUCCGGCGGCAAUAACGAUGGUGAAUGGGAAUUAAAGGAAUUUGUAAGCAGAGAUAACAAAACCAUCUUAACAUCCCCUGUUUUCCUAUCUUCAUUCGAUCAAUGCAGCGAAAAAGCCGCCGGAGAAAGCGCUUGCACAGCUCUAGUCACGGUCAUAUCUAACUGGCUUCAUUCACAUCCAAAAGAAACUCCGACUAAAUCUCAAUUCGAUACAUUGAUAAUCGAAGGUUCAUCCGAAUGGAGAAAGCUGUGUUCAAGAGAGGAUUUGAUAAACCAGUUCCCUGAUAAACAUUUCGAUAUGGAAACCGUCCUGGGAGCCGGUCUCCGGCCGGUAGGGGUUUGUCGGGAGAAAUCAUUUGUGGGUUUCUUCGGGGCAGAGAAAUUCGAUUGCUUGAAAGGAUUCGGGAUGUCGUUUGAUGAUAUAUGGGAUAAGAUUUCAGAAAAUGAGGAAAGUAGUAUCUAUAUUGUGAGUUGGAAUGAUCAUUUCUUUGUGUUGAAAGUUGAGAAGGAUGUUUAUUAUAUAAUUGAUACAUUAGGGGAGAGAUUGUAUGAGGGAUGUAAUCAAGCUUUUAUAUUGAGGUUUGAUGAAUCGAGUAGUGUUCAUAGGAAGGUUGUGAAAGAUGAUGAAGAUGAUGAAGAAGAUUCAACAACAGAUGAGGAUGAGGAUGAAGAAGAUUCUGAUGAUGAAGAAGAUGAAAGGAAGGAGAUUGUUUGUAGAGGAGGAAAGGAGAGUUGUAAAGAGUUUUUGAAGAAGUUUUUGGCUGCUAUACCAUUGGAAGAACUUGAGAAUGAAGAAAGGAAAAAGGCAGUUCCUUAUUUGGCUCUUCAUCAACGUUUGCAGAUUGAGUUUGAUCUUACAUUGCCUAUUAUUCAAUCUUAGAUAGAAUUAUGUUAUGGUUUUGUAAUUCCAUUUGUGUAUAAUUAGGGUUCUUUGGUAUGAACUUCUCUUUUCUUAAUUAGAAAACUUGUAUUGGUACAAGAUAAGAAC
This is a messenger RNA of Impatiens glandulifera, 1453 nucleotides long. RefSeq lists its product as uncharacterized. Bases 107 to 1345 code for a protein of 412 amino acids. The transcript is spliced from 2 exons. NCBI's taxonomy places the organism in Eukaryota, Viridiplantae, Streptophyta, Magnoliopsida, Ericales, Balsaminaceae. The record is from RefSeq and is a predicted model, not a curated record.